Messenger RNA from Paramormyrops kingsleyae, 3325 nucleotides. RefSeq names its product proteasome (prosome, macropain) assembly chaperone 1 (gene psmg1). Gene Ontology annotation, biological process: proteasome core complex assembly. The record is from RefSeq and is a predicted model, not a curated record. NCBI's taxonomy places the organism in Eukaryota, Metazoa, Chordata, Actinopteri, Osteoglossiformes, Mormyridae. Gene Ontology annotation, cellular component: endoplasmic reticulum. Gene Ontology annotation, molecular function: proteasome binding.
UAAAUCACAACGCCCUUCUAAAAGGUUAUGUAUAUCGAUACAGGAUUUUAAAACCAAGAUCGUUUAUAAUAUUUGAAAUAAGUUACUCAACUUUCACCAUUAUUAGAGAGAUGAAGUUCGGGAGCUUCGUUUCUUCUAUUUUCGUCCUAAAUAUGUGACACAACGUUGCGGUUGUUAUUUCGUUAGACGUGAAAAAAAUUUACUGCGAAACUGAUCGGUAUAACUUGUUACGUACAUUUCAAAGAAUGUUAUAUUUCUGCUGAGGACAUCAAAUCCAUAAACAACAUGAACAAAACACAGUGGUGCUCGUGUAUGUUUGAAAGUAUUAUUCCAUAUUUAAUAUAUUGUUAUUCUAAUUUAGUGUUUUGUUAUGCACAUUUCACCCGAUUUUCCGAUUGGACUGCUUUAUAAGACGCACACUGUUAAAUAUUUGCUACACAAUUAGUUUGGCAAGUUAUACAGUUUUUAAAGAAGAGGGAAAACAUUCGUUUUUUUAAAUAAGGGUGUUUCAUGUGUCCAUCUUCCCAGCAGCGCCCUCUGCUGUGCGAUUGGUGCCACUAAAAGCACGGCCUGUAAGCAUGAGCGCUCCAUGGGCUGCAAUCACACAGUACACUGAUACUCUGUAAAGCUUUUGAAUGCAGAUGGCGACCUUUUUCGGCGAAGUCUUAUCCGUUUAUUCGCGGGCCGUAGAGGAGGAUGAGGAGGAUGACCAUGAAAACGAAGAGGAUCAGCAAAUUCGGAGUGAAAUAGAGGAGAAAAGGAAGGUCCACGUUGAGUGGUGUUCGGAGGUGAAAAACGAGCUGGCGACUUCCGCAGAAAAAGGAUUACAUUGUUCCGAUUUAGUUGUGGCUGUGGGCCCAAAUGCUGCAGGCUUCCUCUCCGCGUAUGUCCUGAGCUCGGAGAUUUGGUCCCCCGUGGGCUCGGUGUCCAUCUGGAAUGAGAGGAACCCGGGUUCGGGUGCGAUGCUGCAGAGCGAGUCCAGCUGUGUCUUCUACAGGCAGAAAGAUUCACCUUCAGUUCUGAUAUGCCAGUGCACCUGUUACAUAGCUGAAGAUCAGUUAUUCCAGUGGGCAGAAAGUGUGUUCUCAUGUAUCGAGAAGCGUGGGCUCAACGUGACUGUGCUGUCGGACUGCUCCCUGGCCGAGUUUAAAACCACAGAAUCCAUGUCCAGUACCUCGCCGUUUCUCCGCGCUCUAAAAACCGGCCUGUACCGAAGCCAGAUUUCCUGCCCCCUGCUGGAGCAGCCAAAUAUUGUCACAGGUCUCGCAGCUGCAGUGGUCAGCCACUGCCAAGUUCACCAGAUCCCUGCAGUUCUCUACCAGAGCUACAGUGAUGUCAUCACCCCGGACUCGGUCACCAUGGAGACAUACAAACCUGCCUUCUUAAAUCUGAGCAGGCUUAUAAAGCUUGAUGCUAACCCAAAUGCCGAUGUCCUCAAGAAGUUGAUACGAAUCAGUGACCCUCAAAGCAACAUGUAUACCUGAAACAUACUAAUGAUUUUGAAUUAUUUUAGUAUCGUCAAAAUGCUUUUUCUGCUGAACUAUAAUUUUUCAAUGCAAAGGUGCAAAAUGAAACCCCUUGUUUGUCUGUGUGUUUCUUGCCUAACAUUCAAACCAUCUGCAGCAGUUGCUCUAUAAUAUACUCUAAGAAGAUACUCUAUGUACAGGAAUUUAUCUGUAGGGGAACGGCCAAGUUGGACAGAUGGCAUUUAGAUUUAGGCAAAAUCGCGUUAGGUGAAUGCCAUUCAAUUUAAUUUUCUUAUGGAUGGAGGGAUUGGUGUUUUAUAUUCUGUUCUGGGCGGGGUUUUGUGGUUCACGGGUUUUGUGGUUCAUCUCCGGUCUGUUUUCUUAAACCAGGGACCCUCAGGUGAAAAGUUGAACAGCUCUGUCCUAAACAACCAAAACUGUGUUCAAAGUUGAGUUGAUGGGGUGGUGCAAGUGCACUUCACUGAAAUACACACUAGAGGGCAGAAGAUGAUCAACCAGCUGCCAGGGCACAUCAGUCACAGUAUGCAAAAAAGAAGGAACGGCUUAUAAAGCGCUUUAGUGAGCCACCCGCACUGUGUCCUUAAGCAGGAAACUGAACCAUAAUGGAGGCAAUAUUUUAGUUCUCUUUUUCUCUUUUCAUGGCCCCAAGUAUCAUUAGCAUGUGUUUCCCAUAUGAAUUUCCAGCUGUGUAGUUCUUUAGCUAUAAAACGGCAUCAUCAGUCAGGUAACCCCCCCCUGCACCCCGCCUACCCCCUUGCUCCAAAAUAAAUUGUUUGCUGAGCUUCCGGUGAGCUUUCUGGAGCUCUGCCCCUCGUUUACAGUCAUUCAGAAAAGUCUUCCAGCAGGGUGUCUGAAACUAACGGCAACAGAAGGAGCAAACAGAAACACAAUCAUCUUUACUGAUGAACAGGACCAGUCAGUCUUGCUUAGGACCGGUACUUUUGCACGGAUCUCAGAAGCUUGGCAUAAAUCCUACAUUAAAAUCACAAUUCCAUUACUAGUCAUUCUUUGUAAAUGUGCAAGUUGUUAGCCUGAUUUUCAGUUACUGGAUGUGACAAAUUAACUUUUCAUUACUGAAAAAUGAUCAUUUGUUAUUGUUCUCUGGUUUAUUGGACCUAUGAAAAUGAAAUGUGUGUCUUUCAGGUUUGAAAAUAAUAAAUCUUAUUUCCCAUGAACAUGACCGCAAUAACCAGUUAGUACAGGGCUUCCCAAUCUGCUCCUCUGGGAUCCACAGUCGGUCCAUGUUUUUGCUUCCUCCCAGCUCCCUGCCAGACAGUGCAUGUUUUUGCUUCCUCCCAGCUCCCUGCCAGACGUGGACCGUCUCUGGGUCCCUGAGGAGUAGGUUGGAAAUCACGGAAAAUGUAAAUUCAUGGUUCUGCCUGUCUUCAGGUCUAAAAAAAUGAGAAACGUAGACUGAAAGAAGGGCCGCCAACAAAGGUGAAUUUGCGCCGUGACGUAUGUCCCCGCAUCACUGCGUUUGUGCGAGAGAUGGGGCAGGUGUUUCAUCACAUACUCAGUAAGUUCACAUGCUCCAUUCUAAUCUUGACAGUACCACUGAUAACAUUUUCACAUUAUUAUUGAAGUUGGAAUUACGGUCUAUAACACACUCUGGUUAGAAUGUCUAACAAGGUAUAAAUGGAAAACUCAGCACUCAGUGAAUGUCCUGGCUUACUCAUGCAUUGUAUGCGUUUUUGCGGGCACUUCACGUGGUAUGGAUUUGCUUGCUAAACCCAGCAUAAAACCCAAAGUAAUUGGCUUGGUGAACUGUGGGUAAAGCUGUACCGUGCUUAGGAUUACCCUCAUCCUCUGUAAGCCUGCAAAUAAAUAAUUGAACAUGA